ACAAGGUCUUGCACAAGCGACACAAGCGACGGCCGAGGGGGCCCCUACAUUACGACACUACGGCGGUUCUCCGACACUGCUACACUACUGUACACUAAUUUGCCCAGCUCGAGAAUCAGUCGGGCAUGGGUCUGUGUACGGGACUGGACUGGCUCCGAGCAGUGCUUCAUAUCGCGGCCCAUCCGGGCGUCGAGGGCCGUCCAGAAUUAGAAAGGCCUAGUGGCUGCGCCAUGAUGGGUGGUGUGGGCGGACGAUACCAGGACACCACCGGGCCUCCACUACACGAGCCAGGGCCAGGCAGGGUCAGCCAGGGCCAACCUAGCCCAGGCCGCAUCUGAUGUUUCCCUUGCCCCAGACAUGGUUGGACAGGGGUCUGGGGGACUCUGCCGUCUGGCCCGCCGGGUGGGAUGCGGAUGUGGAUAUGGACGUGGUGGAUGUGGAUCGUGGUGGAUGGCCCUGCGUACCCACCCACCAACCCUGGCGCCGUCGAGUGAGACAGGACGUGGAGGCGACGGAGGGUUUUCCAUCUGCCUAUCGAGCCCUCUGCGUCGACCCGUGGGCGU
Ilyonectria robusta is the source of this 563-nucleotide messenger RNA. RefSeq lists its product as uncharacterized. Bases 126 to 338 code for a protein of 70 amino acids. NCBI's taxonomy places the organism in Eukaryota, Fungi, Ascomycota, Sordariomycetes, Hypocreales, Nectriaceae. The record is from RefSeq and is a predicted model, not a curated record. The transcript has a single exon.